AUGGUCGACAUCGAGGUCGUCGACGCCGGCGCGCCGCCCUGGCCGCUCGUGCCCGACCCGGCGUGGACGAGCACGGUGGCGCCGAGCCUGCCGUUCCUCCAGUGGCACGAGCACGUGGCGCUGCGGCUCGUGGGCAUGACGACGCUCGAGAUGCCCGCGUCGCCGUUCUUCUCCCUCUUCCUGCGCACGGGCGGCGGCCACGCGAAGCGGUACAACGCCGCCCGCGGCAUCACGAAAUACGACGAGGGCGACUGGCGGGACGACCGCGCCGCGGCGGGCAAGGUGCGGCGCGUCACCUACGAGGUCGACGUCGUCGACGACGCGUCGCGGUCGCGGCGCGUCGCCGUCCACGAGACGCAAAGCAUCGUGCCGACGGCCGACGGCUACGUCUACGAGGCGCGGACCGUGGAGGCCGGCUGCGAGGCCGUCGCGCGCGCGGCGGCGCCGGCGGCGCCGACGUCGCCCUACGGCCGGCGGUCCGACGGCGGGCCGGCCUACUACACCGCGGAGCGCUGGGUCGUCGCGGAGCAGCGGGGCCUGCUGCGCGCGCACGCCAAGGUCAGCGUCUACGCCGCCGCGCCGCCGUCGCCCGACGGGCCCGGCGGCGGCUGGACCGACGAGGCCCACCGGCGCUUCGACGCCUGGCACGCCGUCGCGACGCGCGAGACCUACGCGAACGCCGUCGGCGCGAUGGUGAGCGACUCCGUCUUCGGCACGGCCGUCGGCGGCGGCGAGAAGCGGAAGCAGGGAGACGCCGAGCCGCGGCCCUUCGUCGCGCCCGUGCCGCCGAGCCGCGUCGACUUCAUGACCCAGCUCGAGGAGCCGCCACUCGUCCGCGAGCGCGCGCCCGCGACGGGCCCGGCGGACGAGCCGUCGCCGCGCGCGCGCGGGGUUUCGACCGUCGUCUGCGUCGACGUCGAGGAGGUCGAGGCGCGCGGCGACGCGGCGAAACCGGCGAAGAAGAGCGGCCUCGGCUGCGGCGAGGCGCCCUGGGCGGCCGGCGCCGUGCCCGCGUCGCUCCUGUCGCCGAAGCGCGCGUCCGGCUCGACCUACGAGAUCGUCUUUGAUGGUGUUGUGGGCCUCCAGUUCGCCGAUUUAGGAACAGGCGCCCUCGUCGACGGCCACGAGGGCUACGGAGCGGCCGACGCCCCUCCUGGGGUCGGAUCGGCGCUCACGUCCGUCAACGGCGUCCGCGUGGGCGGCCUCACCUUCCAGAGCGCCAUGGCCCUCGCGGGCCAGCGCAAGCGGCCGCUCGCGCUGGGCUUCCUCGAGGCGACGCCCGACGCGCUCGUCGACACGUUACUCGUGGAGCGCGCGGCCGGCGGCUGCGAUGCUCGCGCCGUCGACGCCGCGCUCGCGGCGCCCGGGGCCAAGGACCUGCGGGCCCAGCUCGACGCCUUCGUGGCCAACUUCAACGCCGCGGACCUGCGCCGGUGCGCCUACGUCGGCGGCGACCAGCGGCCCGGGGCCAUGUUCCGACGGGCCGUCGACUUCGCCGUCGACCAGCUCCGGGAGAAGCGGCUCCUCGCGAGCGGGUCCCCCCAACCCCAGCAGAACAAGACGGCGGCGCUGCGCGUGAGCCGGCGCGACGACGACGCCGAGGAGCGCGACGACGCGUACUGGGCGUCGUGCCGGAAAGUCGUCGAAACGCGGCUCGCGGCGCGCGUCGCCGACGCCGCGUGGGGCCUCUCGCCCGAGGCCGGCGCCGGCGACGACGAGCUGCGCGUCCACUUCCACUCGCUGCGGUCGGCGCCCGAAGACGGCGCGGAGUGGCGCGUCGCGCAGCUCGAGGUCGAGGCCGCCUGCGCCGCGAGGACCGCCGGCGACGCCGUGGACCGCUUCGCGACGGCCGUGCGCUUCAUCGCGUCCGCCGUCGAGGCCUGCAGCAACCGGGGGAGGACGCUCCAGUGCUACUCGGCGAUCGGCGCGGACGAGCUGCUCCCGGCCAUCACCUGGACGCUCAUCCAGGCCGACGCGCGGACGCUGGCGUCGACGCUCUGGUUCGUCGACGAGUUCGCGGGGGCCGACGACCUCCGGGGGGAGCGGGGCUACGCGUUCGCGAACGUCCAGGCGGCGUCCGACUUCGCGCGGAAGACUCUGACGUCCGCGGCGCCCCUCGAGGGUCUGAUCGCCCCCGACGCCUUCGACCAGGGCGUGCGGCGGGCCGUGCUCACGGACGAGGCCGUCGCCGCGGCGACGCGCGGCGACGGCUCGAAGCUCGGGCUGGUUCUAGCCGCGGGCGCGGACCCGCUCGGUCUGGGCUCCGGCCUCGACGCGACGCCCCUGUCCGCGGCCAUCGUCUCGCGGGACCGCGACGCCAUCGCGAAAUGUUUGGGGCGGCUGUCCAUCGAGGGCGCGUCGAACGGCGCCGACGACCGCGUGGAGUUGGAGUGCCACGACGUCGACAACGCUCGGCCGUCCGACGGCGCGACGGCCCUGAUGGUCGCGGCGUCCGUGGGCGAUCUAGACGUCGUAUUAGCGCUCCUCGCCCUGGGCGCCGACGGCAACCGGCGCGCCGACGCGACGGGGCGCACGGCCGCGCGGCGCGCGCGCGACGGCGGGCACGACGCCGUGGCGGAGGUCCUGGCCUGCGCGGCGCCGACGCCGGCGGCGCUGCUCCGGGCCUGCGCCGUCGGCGACGCGGCGGCCGUGCGCGGGCUGCUUCUACGGGGCGCGGACCCGGCGGCGAAGGUCGGGGGCUGCCCGCCGCUCGUCGCGGCCGCGGCCGCGGGGAGCGGCGCGUGCGUCGCCGCCCUGCUCGCCGCGGACGGCGUCGACGUCGACGCGACCUGCGCCAAGGGGUCGACGGCGCUCAUGCGCUGCGUGGGCUUCGACGAGCGCUGCGCGGCCAGGCACGGCGCGCCCGCCGCGGCGCCGGCGAAGCAGGCCGCCGCGGCGAUCGCGCUCCUGAGGAAGGGCGCGGACCGCGGCCUCCAGGACCGCUUCGGCAAGUCGGCCCUGACCUGGUGCCGCACCCAGGGCGGGUCCAAGGCCCUCGAGUCGGUGCUGCGCAACGACCCGGCGAAGAAGAAAUUGUGCGAGGCCUGCCGCGACAAGCGGCCCGACGACGCGCGCGCGUUGCUCCUCCAGGGCGCGGACGCGGACGCGCCCUGCGAGGCCAAGGGCUACACGCCCCUCGUGGCCGCGGUCUACAACGACGACGUCGCCAUGGCGACGAUCCUGCUCGACCCGCCCGUCGAGCCCGACGGGUCGCGGGCGUUCGCGGCCGCGGCCGUCGACGGCCGCGGCCGCGGCGGCCUGACGCCCCUCAUGUACGCGGCGCAGCGGCGGAGCGCCGCGACGUCGAGCCUCCUGCUCCGCUUCGGCGCCGCGCGGGACGCCGUCGACGACCGGGGCCGGUCGCCGCGGGACCACGCGGCGUCCGGCAACUGGCCCGCGGGCUCCGAGGCCGCGAAAGCCGAGCUGCUCGAGCUGCUCUCCACGGACCCGCGCAAAUUGCUCCUCGUGGAGGCGGCGGCGCGCGACGACGCCGCCAAGGUUUUGGCGCUCCUGGGCCACGGCGUGUCGCCGAACGAGUGCCGCCGGCUCCGGUCCGCGCGGCGCGCGCCGCCGCGCGCGCCCCCGCGCGGCGGCCGGCCCCCGGCCAAGGCGCCGCCGCCGCUGCCCUGCUGGCACCUCGAGCUCUGCACGCCGCUCAUGGCCGCCUGCUGCUACGACGCGGCCGCGGCCGCGCGCGCGCUCCUCCGGAGCGGCGGCUGCCGCGUCGACCUCGCGAACCCGCUGGGCCUCACGGCGCUCCACUACGCUGCUUUACGCGGCCGCGCGUCGACGAUAUUGUUGCUGCUGGAGUGCGGCGCGGACCGGACGCUCGCGGACCGCGCGGGCCGGACGCCGCUCGACUGGGCGGAGCGGCGCGCGGCGAUGGACAGCGCCGCGUUCCGCCGCGCGGACCGCGCGCCGGACGAGCCGGCGUCCUUCGAGGCGGCCCUCACGACCACGGGCGGCGUGGACCGCGCCGACGAGCUCGCGGUCCACGUGCUCCGCUACUCGCCCGAGACGCACGGCGCGACGGCGCUCGCCGCGGACGGCGACGACCGCGGCGUCGUGGCCCUCGUCAUGCAGGGCGUCGACGUCAAUGGCUUCGACGACGGCGGCGCGACGCCCCUCAUCGCCGCCUGCGGCCACGGCAGGCUAAACGUCGUGCGGCGGCUCCUCGCGCACCGCGACGUCGCCGUGGACCUCGCGGGCAAGCGGGGCGUGACGCCGCUCAUGCACGCGGCGGCGGCGGGCUUUGACGACGGCGUGCUCGCGUUGCUGCGCAAGGGCGCGGACCGGCGAAAACGGACGGACCAGGGCCGCCGCGCGGCGGACUACGCCGCGGAGCACGGCCACGUCGCGCUAGGGGCGCUCCUCGAGGCGGACCCGGACGUCGUGUCCGUGCACGACGUCGCGACGGAGGGCAGGCUGCUCGCCCUCGACGGCCUCAUCCGCCAGCGGCCCGACCUGCUGAACGCGCGCGACGCCGCGCGCGGCGACGCGCCGCUGCUCCUCGCCGCGAAGCACAGGAAGCUGAAGGCCGUCGAGCUCCUGCUCGCCAAGGACAAGGUCAAGGUCGACUGCCCGAACGCGAACCGCGAGACGCCGCUCAUGCACGCGGCCAAGGCCGGCGCGCUCGACAUCUGCUCGCGGCUCCUGGCCAAGGGCGCGGACCCGAACGCCAAGGACGCGGACGGCCGCACGGCGACGUCCUGGGCGUCGUCGAAGUCCUACGCCAACAUGAUGCUCUACAUGGGCGUCGCCGCCCUGUCCUAAUCGUGGGCGUCGCUGCCAUCGUGGGCGUCGCUGCCAUUGUCCCUAAUUCGAUGCCGCUU
Messenger RNA from Aureococcus anophagefferens, 4832 nucleotides. RefSeq lists its product as hypothetical. NCBI's taxonomy places the organism in Eukaryota, Pelagophyceae, Pelagomonadales, Pelagomonadaceae. The record is from RefSeq and is a predicted model, not a curated record. Bases 1 to 4773 code for a protein of 1590 amino acids. Gene Ontology annotation, molecular function: protein binding. The transcript has 3 exons.